CGGAGGGCGCGGCGCAGUGCAUCUUGGGUCGGCGUAGCCAUGGCGGCUCGUGUCCUUUCCGCUUGUGUCCGCCGACUGCCCGCGGCCUUCGCGCCGCUGCCCCGGGUUCCCACGAUGGCCGCAGCCCGGCCGCUCAGCAUCACCCUGUGCCCCGCGGGGUCCCGGACGAGGCCUGGGGCUCCGCCGACAGCCUCGGCGCCUGCGCAGGUUCCGCUGACACAGCUGUGCCGCCAGUAUAGCGACGCACCCCCUCUGACGUUAGAGGGGAUCAAGGACCGUGUUCUUUAUGUGUUGAAACUUUAUGACAAGAUUGACCCAGAAAAGCUCUCGGUAAAUUCCCACUUUAUGAAAGACCUGGGCUUAGACAGUUUGGACCAAGUGGAAAUUAUCAUGGCCAUGGAGGACGAAUUUGGGUUUGAAAUUCCUGAUACAGAUGCGGAGAAGUUAAUGUGUCCACAAGAAAUUGUAGAUUACAUUGCAGAUAAGAAGGAUGUAUAUGAAUAAAAUAUCAGACCCCCUUUUUUCACUGAGAGAAGAGUUGGAAGAUGCUGGCGAGUGUCUGGAAGUGAGAACGCGUUUUGGCAUUAUUGCUGCCGUUGACAGAGUAAUUCUGUUUAGACUUGUAUUUAAAUUGUCUGUUUUUUCCUUUGAAAAUAAAUCUAUAAAGCCAACA
Messenger RNA from Mustela erminea (ermine), 673 nucleotides. RefSeq names its product NADH:ubiquinone oxidoreductase subunit AB1 (gene NDUFAB1). Lineage: Eukaryota; Metazoa; Chordata; Mammalia; Carnivora; Mustelidae. The transcript is spliced from 5 exons. Gene Ontology annotation, biological process: fatty acid biosynthetic process. Gene Ontology annotation, molecular function: acyl binding; acyl carrier activity. Gene Ontology annotation, cellular component: mitochondrion. The coding region runs from base 40 to 504 and encodes 154 amino acids. The record is from RefSeq and is a predicted model, not a curated record.